Drosophila erecta is the source of this 5448-nucleotide messenger RNA. RefSeq names its product nephrin. Gene Ontology annotation, molecular function: cell adhesion molecule binding. The transcript is spliced from 12 exons. Gene Ontology annotation, biological process: cell-cell adhesion. Lineage: Eukaryota; Metazoa; Arthropoda; Insecta; Diptera; Drosophilidae. The coding region runs from base 410 to 4117 and encodes 1235 amino acids. Gene Ontology annotation, cellular component: cell-cell junction. The record is from RefSeq and is a predicted model, not a curated record.
UUGGACCUGUCAGCUAAAAGAUACAGAUACUUUGCGUUUAGUCUUGGUCGGUCUGCGCGUGGUCUCUGUUGACAAACAUUGGUGUGGCUCCCCAGUAGCGAGUUUAUAGUUCAAAGCUAUUGCGCCGAAACAUACGAAAAUAUUACGAGUAACUAAAUAAAUAAAUAAAUACUUGAUGGAUAUUUAUGGAAGCGCAGACAGUUCGCACAUACUGCUAGUGAGAAAUAAGUGCUUGAAAAAUAUGUUCUGCAGAAUGCCUUGCAAAGUGCGGCCAAGCCUAGAAUUGGCUGGAGCUUGUUAUUAACCCGAAAGAUACAAAACAUAACAGUCUGUAAACAAGUUAAAGUGAGUGAGUGAGUGAGUGUGUCGCAAGCCUACAACAAAUUCCAACAAUAAAGCAACCUACAAGAUGCAGUUUUGGAUAACUCUGACAUUUGCCGUGCUCUUGGCCACCACCAUCUGCCACGUAAUGGCCGCAGUUGCUGCUCCAGCUCCGGCCGCCCAGGUGGCAGCGCCAGCUGUGCAAAAGUUUCACCUGACGCCCCACGAUCUGCAGAUACUGGAGGGCACCGACACCCUCCUGCGCUGCGAGGUGUCCAACCGAGCGGGAAAAGUCCAGUGGACCAAGGAUGGCUUUGCGCUGGGAUUCUCGGCGGUGAUUCCCGGAUUCCCACGCUACUCGGUGCUGGUGGACGCCAAGCAGAAUGCCUACAACCUGCAGAUCAAGAACGCCACGCUGGAGGACGACGCCGAGUACCAGUGCCAGGUGGGACCGGCUGCUGGGAAUCCGGCCAUUCGUGCCAAUGCCAAGUUGAGCAUAGUGGCGGCUCCGAGUAGCAUUGUCAUCGAGGGCUAUGCCCGGAACGCUCGCGUGGAGGUGGAGGAGCGCCAGAAUCUUACGCUGCACUGCAUCGCCGAGAACGCGAAUCCGGCGGCGGAGAUUGUUUGGUUCCAGGGCGAGGUUCCAGUUUCGACAGCGCCCAUUGUGACGGUGAAUCAAACCGCCCCAAAGCGCUUCACAACCAGCUCCACCCUGCAACUGCAGCCGCGCGCCGAAGACGACUACAAGGAGUUCUCCUGCGAGGCGCGCCACAAGGCUCUGCCCCCCGAUGUACCGAUGCGCGCCCAGGUGCAGCUCUCCGUGCUCUAUCCGCCCGGCGCUCCGUUCUUCGAGGGCUACAGCCAGGGUGAGCCACUGCAUCGCGGCCAGGAAGUGCAAGUAGCCUGCCGCAGCCGCGGCGGCAAUCCCCCGGCCCAACUGACUUGGUACCGGAAUGGCGUGGCCAUCAGUUCGCCACAGCGCACCUCGGGCCGCCUGUCGGAGAACGUCUACAAGUUCACCGCCGCCGCCGAGGACAAUGGCGCUAAUCUGGUCUGCGAGGCCACAAAUCUGCUGGCGACAACUCCCCUGCGCGCCGAACUCAAUCUGACUGUUUUGUAUGCGCCCAAGGAUGUGUAUCUGAGCGGCGCCAACCAGGCCAAGGUCGGCGAUUCCGUGCAACUGAGCUGCGUGACAGCGCCCUCGAAUCCCCAGGCCCGGAUCAGCUGGUCCAUAAACGGCAGACCGCUGGACAAUAGCACCUACAAGACCACCAGCAGCACCGACGGCGGCUGGGUGAGCAGUUCCAACAUCAGCCUGACCAUCGACACCCAGAGCAGGACCUUCAUUGCCGUUUGCCACGCCCUCAACACGGAACUCACGCAGAAUGUGGUGGGAUCACACACCGUGAAUGUGCUUUACCCCCCUUCGCCACCCCUGCUGACGGGCUAUAACGAUGGUGACAUCCUUAUCUCCGGAUCAAUUUUGAAACUGCAGUGCAGCUCUGCUGGCGGCAAUCCGCCACCGACUUUGCAGUGGUACAAGAACGACAAGAUCAUUAAUGCUCCCUCCAAGCUGGUGGACAGUAAGAUCACCUCCGAGCUCUCGCUUCUGGUGAACGCCUCUGACAACAAUGCCAUCUACAAGUGCAAGGUGCAGAAUGCAGCUAUUGACAUACCGCUCUUCGCCACCAAAACGCUGGGAGUUCAUUUUCCGCCCGAAACGGUCAAGAUCAGCGUGGUGCCCAAGAAUCUGGUGCCGGGCAUUCGGGCCAAGCUGAUCUGCGACUCCAGCUCCAGCAAUCCGCCGGCGAAGAUCAGCUGGUGGAAGGAUGGCAUUCCCGUCGAGGGUCUUAGCUUGGCCAACAGGCCCGGCCUCUGGGGCGGCUCGGUGUCCACGCUGGAGAUGUACGUUAACAUAACCCAGGACCUGGAUGGCAUUGUCUAUACCUGCCAGAGUCACAACGAGGUGCUGCAGCGCAGUGUCCACGAAACCAUCAGCCUGGAUAUACUUUAUCCACCCAAGUUCGAGACGCCGCAGAGCACCACCUUCGUGGGCGUGGAGGGAGCGCCGUUCCAUGUGGAGCUGCUGGCCAGCGGAAACCCCAUGGUCAUUAGCUAUACCUGGACCAAGGACGGCCUGCCCAUUAGCAGCAACAGUCUGAGCGGCCAGCGCUUGAUCUCCGACGGACCUCGUCUCAAUAUCAGUCGCCUCAGUCGCAAUGAUGCGGGUGUCUACAUCUGCGAGGCGCUCAAUAGCCAGGGCACCGCGCUGCUGGAGAUCCAGGUGGCCGUGGAAUAUGCCCCCACAAUUACGGCGGUCAGCGAGGGUCGCAGCUUUGUGGCCGGCGAACCGGCGGUCUUGGCCUGCCACAUCCAGGCCCGCCCGCUAGAGGCCGCUCACGUGCGCUGGUCCCGCGACGGCUACGAUCUGGCCACGCGCACCAUUUCCAGUUUCGAAAAUGGCACCGCCCUGCUGCAGAUCGCCAGUGUGGAGCGCAGCGACAUUGGCAACUUCACCUGCAUUGUGGACAACCAAAGAGGAGCUCCCGCCGCGCAAAACGUGCUUCUGGUGGUGCAAACCGCUCCUGAAAUUGACCACUCACCCGCCUUCACCCGCUACGCCGCCCGCUUGGGAGUGCGUGCCCAGCUGAUCUGCAGAUCCCUGGCCUCGCCGCAGCCCAGCUUCAUCUGGCGGCGCCAUGGCAAGGAUCUCAAGAUGCAGCGGCGCAACAAGUUCAAGAGUGCGGAACGCCAGGUGGACGCCCUGAACUUUGAGUCAGCGCUGCUGAUCGAGAACACUUCGCCGGAUGACUAUGGCCAGUACGAGUGCGUGGUGCGAAAUGCUCUGGGACAGGCGAGUACCACCCUGGAGUUCAGUAAGCCCUCCCGCCCGGAUGCGCCACAGCAGCUGAGGGUGGGCAACGUCAGUGAUACGGGCGUGGAUCUGAAUUGGACGCCCGGCUUCGAUGGCGGCAUGCAGACCUAUUUCCGGCUGCGCCUCAAACAGCACGGCGAGGAUAAGUACAAAUACGUGGACGCCAAACCCGGACACCAGAAUAUAUCCCUUGAUGGCCUGAAGCCGGGAGCCACGUACUACUUCUCCGUGAUGGCGGCCAAUGAAGCGGGCGGCAGUAAGUUCAUGCCCGACAUCAAGUUGACCCUCAGCAAGGGCUCCCAGCCGCAUUCGGCGGAGUACACCGAAAAAGACGAGCUGCCCAAUGUGAUGAUCAUUGGAAUCACGUCCGCAGCCAUGGUGCUCUUGGUUCUGAAUGCUGCACUGGUGGCCUGGUUCGUCAUCCGACGGCAGAACAAGUCCCAGAGCGAAGCGGAGCCCAGCAACGAUGAUGUGUACUCCAAGGACGACAGUCAGUCGGUUUACAAGCUGCCCAUCACUGCUUUGCAGGCGGAUGUCCAGAAGAAGGCAGCCGCCUCCACGUAUCUCGUGGAGAACGUGGACAUCAUCCAGUCGACGGCGUAUCCGCCCAAAUACCAGGAGAGCUCCAUGUGCACCCCGCCGUAUCCGCUCUGCAAUCCGGACUUCACCCGCACCCUGCCGAAUCCCAAGCGGCACAGUCAGCGGAACAGUGCCACGGGCAUGAUCGAGGGCAUGCAGAUGCGCUCCAAGGACGAUCACAUGCUGAUCUCCAACGGACUGUACAUACCAUCACCGUCGCCCGCCUCCUCGCUGGUGAUCAAGGGUAGCUACAUAUCCUCGCCCUCGCCAGCGCCGCCAGCAGAUGGAUCCUACUUCAACAUGAGCGACAAAUACAUGUCCUAUCCGCCGGUGACUUACUAAGCCGAGCUGAGCGUCAAUGACAGCUAGAAGUACCCAACCCAGCCAAAUCCAGCUAGACUGAUUGACAUACAUCAUUCAUAAUCACCAUCGGAAACGAGAAACAAGAAACAAGAAACACGAAACACGAAACACACACAGAACUUGACUGUCAUUUCGUUAGGAUUGGUGUCGUUGGUUGGUGGCCGUUGCUGUUGGUUUUAUUGAAUGUUUUACUUUUAUUUUAUGCUUGUAAUUAUUACUAUAUGACGUUGAUUAUUACGGAGCGCAAAUGGAGAAACCAUGUUGAGUGUGUUUUCAGAAAAGACAUUUGCAUGCGGCGCUCGAAGGCUGUGAUAAGUACCUGUGCCCAAAGCUCCGCAGACGCUGGCUGAUGGAAGCACGCAGGCCAAACGUUUGCCACAAGACCAAUCCAAUCGAGGGGGGGCAGAGGGGCCCGGAAUAUUGGAUAUUGGUCUGGCCACGGGGCAGGUGCGCAACCCGUUCUACAGAAAUGCCUGCCCUCCACCCACUUUUAGUCGACCACAACCUGAACCCGAACAUCGGCAGAAGCAGCAGCAUUUUGGUGGACACCACAAAAAAAAGAAAGAGAAAAACAAAAACAAAAGCGAAAUAUUAACAAACAAAAACAAAAGAAUAUGAACGAACAACAGAACACUCUCAAAUAUUAAUUCGUAGUAAGGUCAUCGAUAUUAAGUAGUAGGAAUUACGCAUUUUAGCAUUUAGCAUUUAGCAUAAAUAUAUGGCGAGUCAGUCGAGGCGUGGCUCAUUCUCAUUAGCAGUUGUUCAUGUUUAAGCUAUAGGACAUACCAAUAUUUAUCAACAUACGUACUAAAAGCAUAAACAUAAAUGAAUAUACAUAAAUGUACACACAACAGGCCGAAAAGCGUAAGCGUUUGAACGGACCGAUUCGAAAUCACCAAAACGAAAUAGCGACUUCAAUUAUAUAUAUAAAAAUAUUUUUAAGUGUGACUUUUGCUAGAGCUAGGGAUCGAGACGUAAAGUAUAUUCAAGAUACAUAUUUACAGCAUUCAGCGACGUUCUUUUUAUCAUGCAUGACAAUAAUUAUAUACAUGGUAAAGAAGUUGAUGCAAGCACGCGAGAGCGCCAAAAAUUAUGCUAUAGAAAUCUAUAAAUACAAAUUCCGUAAAGUGUUAAUUAUAAAUUAGACUCCGAGCGCACUUGCAUUUGCAGUUGCAUUUGGAUUUGGAUAGAGUAUGUGUGUAAAAAGAAGUUCAUUGAAUAAAGUAAUUAUUUAUAUGUAAUACCUAAAACAAUUAAUGCAAGAAGCGCUAAAAAUACAGAAAAAAAGACAAAUUUUUGUAUCUUCGAAC